Phaedon cochleariae (mustard beetle) is the source of this 2374-nucleotide messenger RNA. The record is from the annotation of a GenBank genome assembly. Lineage: Eukaryota; Metazoa; Arthropoda; Insecta; Coleoptera; Chrysomelidae.
UAUGGUUGUAGUGUUGUUAUAUCAAUUUAAAUUUUAAAUAAUUUAUUGCUUCUUGGCACACUCAGGUGUGCUCAGCUCUAAACCAGGUCUUGAAGUUUGUAUGAAAUCACAACAUGGGAAUACAGAAAGAAAUGGAUGUGUCUGUCGUUUACAAAGGAGGUGGAUCGUUUGUGAAACUGCCCCCAAUAUUUUCCAGUGAUGGCAAGAGUAUUUUUGUGUGUUCCAAGAACACUGUGUUGGAAUAUAACACCAAAACAGGUAAACUGAUAUAUGAAUAUAAGGGAUUGUCAACCAAUAUAGUUGGAUUUAACUAUCAUAUCCAUGAUUCUCACCAAUGCCUCACAGUAUGCUCUGAGAGUGGUAAAACAAUUUCAUGGAAAAUUCUUACACACACCAAAGUAUUGGAAAAGCAAUUACCUUUCAAAAUAGUGAAAACUUUCAAUGUGAUUUUUUCAACUAGUUCAAAUUUGAAAGCAGUGAUAUCCUAUCAGAGCAAAGAAAAAAUUCAGUUUGCAAUCACAGAUAUUCAAGAAAAGACUUCUAAGAAAAUUAAAUUGCAAAUACCAUGUGAUAAAAACAAUUAUUUUAUGAACAUCAGUAAUAAUGAGUAUUUUUCUGUGGCCCAUGGAAAUAGGCUUCAUUUUGUUAAUCUAACAGACCCCAGGAUUAUAUCAAGAUGUAGUAUACAUGAUAGCAGAACUUUUACAUGUGUUGCCUGUCAUCCUUCAGAGCAAAUAGUACUUACUGGUGACAGUACAGGAAGAGUCUUAGUAUGGCAGAAUCUAUUCUCAAAAGAAAAAAUUCAAACUGUGUUUCAUUGGCAUACAUUACCUGUUCGAACUGUGUGUUUUUCCACAUCUGGAAGCUAUUUCUACAGUGGUGGAGAGGAAUGUGUUUUAGUAAAGUGGCAAUUAGAAAAUGUGAAUGAUAAAAAAUUUGUGCCACGUCUAGCUGCAGAAAUAAAUCAAAUUGUUGUUGCUAACAAUAAUUUGUAUGUAGCAGUUGCAACACAGGAUAAUGCAAUAAAAAUAUUUGAUUCAACAUUGAAUCAAUUAACUCUCAUACAACAUUUAGUUCUGGGGCAACACUAUGAUAGUGGAAUUGUCUAUGAUCCUAGAACUAAGGCUUUAAUCAUGAAUGGAAAUAAAGGACAACUACAAUUUUAUACACCUGAAGAUAUGUCACUUUUGUAUAGUGUUGAUAUAGUUGGACAAAAUAAAGUUACUAAUGAACGAGAAUGUGUCAUCUUGAAUACUGAGAUAACUAAAGUAGCUAUUAGCCAAAGUGGUCUUUGGCUAGCUAGUGUUGAAGAGAGGAAAGAUAUUGAUUUCCAUAAUGAAAUAAGGCUAAAGUUUUGGAAUUUUGAUGAGUCUAAACAAACGUUCACUUUGAAUACCUCUAUUGAAUAUCCUCAUGAUGAUUCUAUCAAUUGCUUAUUGUUUCAACCUACUCUGAGGGAUGAAUAUCUGAGAUGUGUAACUGUUGGAAAUGAUAAAAAGUUCAAAAUAUGGCAAGUUGUGGAUUGCUCUACAGUUUAUAAAAAGAGCUUGGCCUGGAAAUGUCAUGGAGUCGGUUUCUACAGAGACUUGCCGUGUUCAACUCUCUCCUUUGCAAUGGACGGUUCACUGAUGGCUAUAGGUUUCGGACAAAUUUUGACUGCUUGGGUGCCUGAUUCUUGUGAGUUGAAAUGUUCUUUGAGCCAUCCAAUUUACCGGGAUAAGCUUAAAUGGGUGCAGUUCGGACAUGGAAACCACUGUCACUUAUUGGUCAGUGCUAGUGACUAUCAGCUGAGUGUUUGGAAUAUUUUGACAUUGUCUAUGACGUGGACUGUUCCCCUUGCAGUAUUUUCGUUGAUAUUUGAUCCACUGUUGGCUUACAUGGCAGUUAUUACACAAGAUAGGAAAGUUUUUGUAUUUUCCCCUGGAUCCCCUGAACCGAUAUAUGAAAGUAAAAAUUUGUUGAAACAAUUCAAUAAUAUACUAACAGCGAGUUUCAUUCCCAGUAGAUACAGCAAUGAUUCACGUUUGAAUUGGUUUGAGAGGUCCCAUAUCUAUUUUAUUACUUCAGAAAAGGAGCUAUACUGUCUCAGUGGUAAUCAGACCGUUCCUGAAUUCACCAUGGAAGUAGAAAGUGAUGAAUACACUGUGUUUAGUUCAAUAACUCCAAAUACAAAAAUAAAUCUGAACUCAACAACAAAACCAAACAGACACUUAUUUGAAAAAGAUUCUGGCCGUAAAACGAUAAAAAAGUAUUUGGAAGGACCUAUACAUACGAUGGCACCCAUACGAUUUUCUUGUCAUUCUCUACUAAAAUCUUUAGUUAUCCAGAAGGACGCUUUGAAUGUAACUUGAUAGUUUGGCAUUAAAAUAAUAUC